UCAACCUCUGAAGAUUGAUUGAAGAGGCUACAGCUCUCUCUCUAAAGUGAUAUUGUUAAGAAUCUCCGCCGACUUCUUCACCGGAAUUUCUUGCUAAAUGAACUGGUUUUCAAACAUACUCUUAGUAUGGAUUGUCGCGCCGACUUUACUAGCGGUUAUUGUUUACCAGCUAGAGUCGUUCGAGCCGGCUCAUCUCCCAGUCGACCAAUUUGACCGGCACCCUGUUUUUGUUCCCAGCCGGAACCCUAACGUCCUCCGAGGAGCCGAAAAGGUAUUCGCCGGAAAAAUGAUGGGGCCGGAAGACAUAGCCUAUGAUGCGGAAUCUAGAAUCAUAUACACCGGCUGCGUCGACGGUUGGAUCAAGCGACUCCGGCUUGACGAUUUAUCAGUUGAGAACUGGGUCAACUCGGCCGGCCGGCCACUUGGAGUAGUGCUUGGACGAGAUAAACAACUUAUUGUAGCCGAUGCAAACAGGGGUCUGUUGAGAUUGAACCAGAAUGGAGAAGUGGAAUUGUUAACGAACGAAGCAGAAGGCUUGAAAUUCAAGCUGACGGACGGUGUUGAUGUGGCCGAUGAUGAAACCGGCGUGAUUUACUUCACGGAUGCAUCGUUCAAAUAUGGCCUAAAAGACUACAUUUGGGACGUGUUAGAAGGCAGACCUAAUGGAAGACUCCUUAGCUAUGAUCCAUGCACAAAACAAACCAAAGUCCUACUCAAUGAUCUUUACUUUGCAAACGGAGUUUCACUCUCCCACGACCAAACCUUUCUAGUUUUUUGCGAAACUCUAAUGAGGAGGUGCAGGAAGUAUGUUAUAGAAGGGGAGAAAAAAGGAAUCGUCGAGGAGUUUAUUGAUAUAGAUGGUUUUCCAGAUAACAUUCGAUAUGACAAAAAUGAAGGCGUGUAUUGGAUUGGGCUAGCAAGUGAAGUUACAUUUACAUGGGAUUUAGCUCAAAGGUACCCUUUCAUUAGAAAGAUAUUCGCUAUAAUACAAAAAUACAUCGGACUACCUCAUAUGUGGAGAAACGGGGGCAUUUUGGCUGUCGAUAAAGAUGGGAAGGCGGUGACUCACUAUUCAGACUCGGGUUUGUCUUUAGUCACCGCGGGUCUAAAGAUCGAGGACCAUCUCUAUUUUGGCUCAUUACAUAGGGACCAUUUCUUACGCCUCAAUGUGACGCAUUAUCCCGCUGUUGCUGCCGCCUAACUUAUAUGAAUAUUUGAAAUAAUGAAAUAAAGGAAAGAUGCACCAUAUGUAUGGGAUAUAUGAUAUUGUUGCAUGAACAAUAAUAUAAUAUAGAUCGAUGUUAUCAAAUAUAUUUAUAAGCAAACUACUUUUAUAAGUUGUAUUAUCAUAAUAAAAAAAAAUUAUUUCUUUGUAAUAAGAUUAUACACUAAAAUAUA
Messenger RNA from Impatiens glandulifera, 1398 nucleotides. Its product is annotated as protein STRICTOSIDINE SYNTHASE-LIKE 6-like. Gene Ontology annotation, molecular function: strictosidine synthase activity. The record is from RefSeq and is a predicted model, not a curated record. Gene Ontology annotation, biological process: biosynthetic process. The transcript has 4 exons. Bases 98 to 1201 code for a protein of 367 amino acids. NCBI's taxonomy places the organism in Eukaryota, Viridiplantae, Streptophyta, Magnoliopsida, Ericales, Balsaminaceae.